GGUGGCGUUCAUUGUUGCGGUUGGACGGGUUAUCUGGGGUGUAGGUGACGUAGAGGCUCGUAGAGGUAUUGAUUUGUAUAUUUGUAUAAUGGGUGUACGUGAGUGUUCUCAACGCAUGUAAAAGGAGAGGGAGGAUAGAUGGAUGGAUGGCGGUGGAUGGCGAGUCUCUCUCUCUCUCUCUGUCUGUCCUGCGGGCGACCGACGGGCGCAACGACUGACUCGAUCGAUCGACAACCAACGGCCACGUCUUCGAUGAUGGGAUGGGGUGGGAUGGAUGGUCGGGCAGAAAGAGAGAUACUACCGCUACCGCACCGAUCGAACAGGUCCGAAUCCAAGUAUACUGUGCUCUGUAUCCGUCUUCAGGGAAAAAAGGGAAAAAAAGAUCGAUUAUCCGGGAUCGCAUAAGCCCGCGGUAGCCGAGGGCCCGUUCGAUCUCCGAGAUUACCAGCGAUUAUCUACGCGGCAACCCC
Molecule: messenger RNA, 470 nt
Organism: Aspergillus heteromorphus CBS 117.55
Lineage: Eukaryota; Fungi; Ascomycota; Eurotiomycetes; Eurotiales; Aspergillaceae
Exons: 1
Coding region: 139-405 (88 amino acids)
Source: RefSeq, a predicted model, not a curated record